CGUUGUCGAUACAAUGACUUACAGCAGAAACAAUUUGAUUGAUGGUGAAGAUUCAGAAGGUCAACAGCCAUUAUACAAAGAUUCCCUGUAAGGCAUGUGACAGUCAACUUCAACCUCUCCCUUAUACUCAGUAUUUCUGAAUAUGCUUGAAUAUACUUGAGAACGAUUAACAAAAUGUCUGGUGCGCAUGUCAUUUCACAUGGUUGCUUUCGUCAGAGCCCGGCAUGACAUAGUGACAAGCGCAAGAAUUUCUUUGUUUGAAAAAUUGUGUCAUCUUAAUUUAUGAAAUAUUUGAUAGGCUAUAUUUUAAUACACUAUACUGAAAGUAAUAUUAGAGCAUCAUGAUCAUCAGUUACUACUUCAUCUGUGUAUUUGCAGUGCUGAUAAAUAAAGUGUCUCUGCAGGAAACAGUAGAGGGCUUUAUCGGCGGUUCUGUUGUCCUGCCGUGUUCUUCCUCUGAACGUGCUCUUAAACUUCAAGACAUUGAUGUGCAUUGGAGACACAAUGGCAGCAAGAUUGUGUAUGAUAUAGUCAAGGGUCAAGAUUCACUAGAGAGACAGGACCCACGGUACAAGAGUCGAGCUGAAACUUUCCCUGAUGAGCAUCUGAGAGGAAACUUCUCCAUCAAACUCCACAAUCUCACUCAUGAUGACGCAGGAAAAUACAUCUGCUUCAUCAAACACUCAUCUGAACAGAAGAUUGUACAGCUGAUCAUCAAGGAAUCAACAGCAGAAAAAGAAAACAAAUCAACCGACCAAGGAAACAAAGGAGAAGAAACAGGAGCAGAUGUGGAGACAUCAUCAACAUCGCUCUGGGUUUACAUUGUAUUACUUGUAUUAUUAGUGCUUAUUGCCGGUUUCUUCAUACUCUCAAAAAGAAUUAAAUCUGCCUUAAUACCUUCUGAAGAACAAAGAACAGAGACAGAAAUGACAAAUCAGGUCUAAAAGUUUCCAUUUUUACUUUCGCUAACUUUUUUUGACUGUUUUUUACAUUCAGUUCAAUUAUUACAACUUUCAUUAGUUCAUUAUGGUGUAAAAUACACUGUUUUGUGGUGAUAUAUUCUCACCUUAUGCACUGCAUUGUUGAGAUUCUGAAACAGUAAAAUAGGAAACAUUUUUGCUAAAGAACAAAUGAGUCUGUCAGCAUGUUGCUGCCUUAACAUUUCUGUACCUCAAGUGUUCUUUUAUCAUGUAGUGUUUGCCAGUAUGCAUUUUGUAUUCUUUGUGUAAUAUUUUGUUUGUUAAAUUUUCAUUUACUAAAUCUGAUUAAUUCCUGUAGUCACAUCAUUGAAAGUUUUAUUUCACUGUUCAUACAUUGUGUUCACAAGAUAAACCAGAUAAAACAUUGUGUUUCAGGGCUGUAAUAAUUAUAAUAUCUGUCCAUAAAACCACAGUCAGAGCUUCAUGAGAAUGUAAAAUUGUCAGUUUUCUCAAGUACUUUCGGAGAAGCAAAGAGUCUCAUGGUUCAUUGUGUGAUCUCUUUAUGUACAAGAUACAAUAAAUG
Molecule: messenger RNA, 1503 nt
Organism: Ctenopharyngodon idella (grass carp)
Lineage: Eukaryota; Metazoa; Chordata; Actinopteri; Cypriniformes; Xenocyprididae
Product: T-lymphocyte activation antigen CD86-like
Exons: 4
Coding region: 342-944 (200 amino acids)
Biological process (GO): immune response; negative regulation of T cell proliferation; T cell costimulation
Cellular component (GO): external side of plasma membrane
Source: RefSeq, a predicted model, not a curated record